This is a messenger RNA of Anopheles maculipalpis, 951 nucleotides long. RefSeq lists its product as uncharacterized. Gene Ontology annotation, biological process: DNA integration. Gene Ontology annotation, molecular function: nucleic acid binding. The transcript is spliced from 4 exons. The record is from RefSeq and is a predicted model, not a curated record. Bases 1 to 951 code for a protein of 316 amino acids. NCBI's taxonomy places the organism in Eukaryota, Metazoa, Arthropoda, Insecta, Diptera, Culicidae.
AUGGCCUGGCCAAUAAUUAUAGGUAGAGAUUUGCUUCCUUCACUUAACGUUUAUCUUACGCACUUUAAGAAUUAUCUCUCUCUCACACAAUCCCCUCAGAGGGGAAUCGGAAUUCAGAAUCAGAAUUUACUAGAUGAAGCAACCAACGAAAUUUCUGCUAUUGAUGUUUAUGGAUUAGAAACUGAACUUGAUGUUGGUCCCACAUUAUCUUCAAAAGACUCCGCUAUUGUCUUAUCAAUUAUUAAAGAAAAUUAUCUUAACAAUUCUACUCAGUGUACUCAGUUAACGAAUUAUAAAAUGAAAAUUAACCUCACUCAUCAGACUCCUAUUUUCACUAAACCUCCAUCUAUGGUUCAUGUGGAUGCAUUAAGUCGAACUGAAGCAGUGGGUGCAAUUAGCGAAUUGGACCUUGACUUCCAGCUUCAAGUUGCUCAAUCGAGAGACCCUGCCAUUGACUCGAUGAAACGUAAGCUCGAAGCAGGUCCCGUUAAUGGAUUUGUCUUGCAAGAUGGGUUGGAAUUUCUCGAAUCUCACAAUAUAUCUCAUGUACUCAAUGCUACAGGCUCGCCCCAAGCGAAUGGCCAAGUAGAACGCGUUAAUCAGUUUCUUGAUUCCAAAACAACAGAUGUUAGUCGUGACCUUAAUCGUAUUCGUUCAGAAGCACAGGAAAACAUCAAGACAUCCCAAGCCCGAAAUGAGCAGUAUUUUGCAGAUAGGAACAAGCCAGUUCCUAAUUUCACUGAGGGAGAUUUAGUCGCUAUCAAAUAUACUGACACGAGCGGUGUCAACAAAAAGCUCAACUGUAGGUUUCGCGGACCCUAUGUAAUCCAUAAAGUUCUUCCCCAUGACCGAUACGUAGUUAGGGAUGUUGAGGGAUGCCAAAAUACACAAAUGGCCUACGAUGGCGUUCUAGAAGCUGAUAAGCUUAGGAGAUGGGCCAGCAAUAUGUAA